AUGUUCGUGACAUGUGCUGCAAUUCUAGCUAGUUCCUUGCUGAUUGGCGUUUAUACAGGCGUGUUAUCAUCAGAGAAGACCCUAGCUCGGUGUCUGUGCCGCAUCCAGUCGUUCAAGCCAACCUCCGAGCAGCCAUUCGUGCUUGGUCUGCCUACUGGCAGCAGCCCCGAGCUCAUCUACAAGAUUCUUGUGCAGCGUCACCGCGCCGGCGAGAUCUCUUUCAAGAAUGUCGUGACUUUCAACAUGGAUGAAUACGUCGGACUUCCUCGCGACCACCCCGAGUCCUACCACAGCUUCAUGUAUAAGCACUUCUUUUCUCACGUGGAUAUCCCACCGCAAAAUAUCAACAUCUUAGACGGCACCGCCUCCGAUCCCAUAGCUGAGUGUGCCUCGUUCGAAGCACGUAUCGCCCGCUAUGGCGGUAUCGAGCUCUUCCUCGGUGGCGUCGGGCCAGAUGGCCACAUUGCCUUCAACGAGCCGGGCUCGUCACUGAAUAGCCGCACGCGCGUCAAGACCUUGGCCUAUGACACUAUCGUGGCGAACUCUCGCUUCUUUGGCAAUGACACUUCGAAGGUCCCCCGUAUGGCGAUGACUGUCGGUAUCCAGACAAUCAUGGAUUCCCGGGAAGUAGUGAUCGUAGCCACUGGAGCGCACAAGGCGAUUGCCGUGCAAAAGGGCCUCGAGGAGGGCAUCAACCACAUGUGGACUCUUUCCGCUCUACAGCUACACCAGCACCCGCUCGUCGUCUGCGACCGUGAUGCCACUCUCGAGCUCAAGGUCAAGACCGUGCGAUACUUUGAAUCGAUUGAACAGGGCGGGACCGAUGCCCGCACGCAAGGCCCCGCCCUCGUUUACCGACCCCGAACCUACGUCCCGGCCCCACUGCUAGCCAAGAAAGCCAAGUCCCAGCCGACCGCUGACGGCACACCCGAGAAAGUGCCCAAGGAUUUGCGCAUCAACACUGAGCUGAAGCGCGCGAUGGAGGACGAAGAACUCACACCGGACAGUAUGUCCUCGCGCCUGGUGGAUUCAGCCAUCGGUGGCCUUGACGAUACUUUGAGGAGUGACCUCAUAUUUGACCGCAUGGGCACCAGAAUCACUACCCUCUAA
Molecule: messenger RNA, 1110 nt
Organism: Penicillium paradoxum
Lineage: Eukaryota; Fungi; Ascomycota; Eurotiomycetes; Eurotiales; Aspergillaceae
Exons: 3
Coding region: 1-1110 (369 amino acids)
Biological process (GO): carbohydrate metabolic process; N-acetylneuraminate catabolic process; N-acetylglucosamine catabolic process
Cellular component (GO): cytoplasm
Molecular function (GO): identical protein binding; glucosamine-6-phosphate deaminase activity
Source: RefSeq, a predicted model, not a curated record